CUGAUGCUUUUCUGUGCUUAGGGAACAACACAUGCCAUGUACAGCCUGCCAUGCAAGUGAAUGGCUGUACAUGGCCCUACUCUUGUAAACGUCAAUGCUUCAUUUCAGGAGUUUACAAGAGUACACCCCAGGGGUGGACUGACAACUCAUGGGGCCCCUGUGCAAUAGGGGAUCAUGGGGCCCCUGUGUCCUUGCCCAAACUCAAAAAAGCCUAUGAAAAAAGGUACCAGGGGCAUCUCAUGGGGCCCCCUACUGACCCCGGGCCCUCGGGCAGU
Staurois parvus is the source of this 275-nucleotide messenger RNA. The record is from the annotation of a GenBank genome assembly. NCBI's taxonomy places the organism in Eukaryota, Metazoa, Chordata, Amphibia, Anura, Ranidae.